Messenger RNA from Neogale vison (American mink), 6691 nucleotides. RefSeq names its product RB binding protein 6, ubiquitin ligase (gene RBBP6). Gene Ontology annotation, cellular component: nucleus. The transcript is spliced from 17 exons. Gene Ontology annotation, molecular function: zinc ion binding; nucleic acid binding; ubiquitin protein ligase activity. Lineage: Eukaryota; Metazoa; Chordata; Mammalia; Carnivora; Mustelidae. The coding region runs from base 990 to 6272 and encodes 1760 amino acids. Gene Ontology annotation, biological process: protein ubiquitination; ubiquitin-dependent protein catabolic process; mRNA processing. The record is from RefSeq and is a predicted model, not a curated record.
CCCGAGAGCGGCAGGGGGGCGAAACAAAAAGAGAGCCCCGAAGCCUUUGGCGUUGCCCGGCGGUUUCCGGGCCUCCUCUCGCGAUUGGGGGCCGAAAGGCGACGGGAGCGAAAGGCGAGAGAAGCGCGGAGCACACGGCGAGAGGAAGCGUCGGGGAGCCUCGGCGGCGUCCCCAGGGUCCGCCAAAGCCACCCGGCCGCUGGCUGGGGCCCGGGGUGGUGAGGAAGUGCUUCGAGGCCUAGUUGAGGCCUAGUACCGGCUUUGUGUCCGAGGCGGCGGCGGCGGCGGGGGGGAGGCGGAGCCGGGGGCGGCCUGCGGGAAGGCCUCUCCUCCGCCGACCGCGCGUUUUUGGCCUAGGCCGCGGGCCGCUCGUGGCCUCCGGGGAGCAGGCGACAGGGGUUUGCGUGUGGGGGGGCCUGGGCCUGGGGAAGCUGACGCCGGUCGUCCGGAAGCCAGGAGGAGGCGAGAGGCCGCUCGUGGACUCCGGGCCUAGGCCCUCUUCCCCCAACCUUCUCCCGGGGCCUGGGUCACCCCAAUCCACGGAAAGAGAGACCAACCGGGAGGUGCGGCCUCGCUAUGGACCCCUGACCCCGCGGGGUCAUUCGGACUCUAACGUGUGGACUGACCGCUACUGACUGCACCGCCUGCCCCCCGUCUCCUGCCGGCCCUUAGCAUGAGCGAGGGGGACCCAGCCGGGUGACAUUGUGCCCGUUGGCGGAUUCUCGAUUUCCCCUUUCCCCGUCCUCGUCCGCUUCCUCCCGUAUGAAGUGCUUCUGAGUAUCGGGGGGAGGGGGGCGGGGGGGGCUCUGGAUUAUUGUUUUUACGAACCCCUGCUUGUGGUUGGGGGGGUAUUUAAUCUGAGGCCUUAGGGUCCUUCGGUGUCUUUUGAGUGUUUUGUGUGUGUACAUAUUUUGCUCUUAAGUUUAUAAAUAUACAUAUAUUGAGCGUGUCCACGUCUCCUCGCUGAACCUUAGGAAUCCUUUGGCACCAUGUCCUGUGUGCAUUAUAAAUUUUCCUCUAAACUCAACUAUGAUACCGUCACCUUUGAUGGGCUCCACAUCUCCCUCUGCGAUUUAAAGAAGCAGAUUAUGGGGAGAGAGAAGUUGAAAGCUGCCGACUGCGACCUGCAGAUCACCAACGCGCAGACGAAAGAAGAAUAUACUGAUGAUAAUGCUCUAAUUCCUAAGAAUUCAUCUGUAAUUGUUAGAAGAAUUCCUAUUGGAGGUGUUAAAUCUACAAGCAAGACGUAUGUUAUAAGUCGAACUGAACCAGUGAUGGGAACUUCAAAAGCAAUUGAUGACUCUUCUGCGUCUAUUUCUCUGGCCCAGCUUACAAAGACUGCCAAUCUGGCUGAAGCCAAUGCUUCUGAAGAAGAUAAAAUUAAAGCAAUGAUGUCGCAAUCUGGCCAUGAAUACGACCCAAUCAAUUACAUGAAGAAACCUCUAGGUCCACCACCUCCAUCUUACACCUGUUUUCGUUGUGGUAAACCUGGCCAUUAUAUUAAGAAUUGCCCAACAAAUGGGGAUAAAAACUUUGAAUCUGGUCCUAGGAUUAAAAAGAGCACUGGUAUUCCCAGAAGUUUUAUGAUGGAGGUGAAAGAUCCUAACAUGAAAGGUGCAAUGCUUACCAACACCGGAAAAUACGCAAUACCAACUAUAGAUGCAGAAGCAUAUGCAAUUGGGAAGAAAGAAAAACCACCUUUCUUACCAGAGGAGCCAUCUUCUUCUUCAGAAGAAGAUGAUCCUAUUCCAGAUGAAUUGUUGUGUCUCAUCUGCAAAGAUAUUAUGACUGACGCCGUUGUCAUUCCCUGCUGUGGAAACAGUUAUUGCGAUGAAUGUAUAAGAACAGCACUCUUGGAAUCAGAUGAUCAUACAUGUCCAACCUGCCAUCAGAAUGAUGUCUCUCCUGAUGCUUUAAUUGCCAAUAAAUUCUUAAGACAGGCUGUUAAUAACUUCAAAAAUGAAACUGGUUAUACGAAAAGACUACGGAAACAGUUACCUCCACCAGCAGCCUCCGGACCGCCUCCGAGACCACUCAUCCAGCGGAACCUCCAGCCUCUGAUGAGAUCUCCAAUAUCAAGACAACAGGACCCUCUUAUGAUUCCAGUGACAUCUUCAUCAACUCACCCAGCUCCUCCUCUGUCUUCAUUAACUUCUAACCCAUCUUCCUUGGCCCCUCCUGUGCCUGGAAAUUCAUCUUCUACCCCAGCUCCUGUACCUGAUAUAACGGCAACGGUGUCCAUAUCAGUCCACUCAGAAAAAUCAGAUGGACCUUUCCGGGACUCUGAUAGUAAAAUCCUGCCGGCUGCGGCCCUUGCACCCGAGCAUUCAAAGGGGGCCUCUUCAAUCGCAAUUACUGCUCUUAUGGAAGAAAAGGGUUACCAGGUGCCUGUACUUGGAACCCCAUCUUUGCUUGGACAGUCACUAUUGCAUGGACAGUUGAUCCCCACAACUGGUCCAGUAAGAAUAAAUACUGCCCGUCCGGGUGGUGGUCGACCAGGUUGGGAACAUUCCAAUAAGCUUGGAUAUCUGGUUUCUCCACCGCAGCAAAUUAGAAGGGGGGAGAGAAGCUGCUACAGAAGUAUAAACCGCGGACGACACCACAGCGAAAGAUCACAGAGAACUCAAGGCCCGUCGCUACCAGCAACUCCAGUUUUUGUGCCUGUGCCACCCCCUCCUCUGUAUCCGCCCCCACCCCAUACACUUCCUCUCCCUCCAGGUGUGCCUCCUCCACAGUUCUCUCCUCAGUUUCCUCCCGGCCAGCCGCCACCUGCUGGCUAUAGUGUCCCUCCUCCAGGCUUUCCUCCAGCUCCGGCCAAUUUAUCGACAACUUGGGUAUCGUCAGGAGUGCAGACAGCUCACUCAAAUACCAUCCCAACAACACAGGCACCCCCGUUGUCCAGGGAAGAAUUCUAUAGAGAGCAACGACGGCUAAAAGAAGAGUCUAAAUCUCCCUAUAGUGGUUCGUCAUACUCAAGAAGUUCAUAUACUUACUCUAAGUCAAGAUCUGGUUCAACACGUUCACGUUCUUAUUCGCGAUCAUUUAGCCGCUCACACUCUCGUUCCUAUUCACGAUCACCUCCAUACCCCAGAAGAGGCAGAGGCAAGAGCCGAAAUUACCGUUCACGGUCUAGAUCUCAUGGAUAUCAUCGAUCUAGAUCAAGGUCACCCCCAUAUAGACGAUAUCAUUCACGGUCAAGAUCUCCUCAAGCCUUUAGGGGACAAUCUCCCAAUAAACGUAAUGUGCCUCAAGGGGAAACAGAACGUGAAUAUUUUAAUAGAUACAGAGAAGUUCCGCCACCUUAUGACAUGAAAGCUUAUUAUGGGAGGAGUGUUGACUUUAGAGACCCAUUUGAAAAAGAGCGUUACCGAGAAUGGGAGAGAAAAUACAGAGAGUGGUAUGAAAAGUAUUAUAAAAUAGGUUAUGCUACUGGAGCACAGCCUAGACCAUCAGCAAAUAGAGAGAACUUUUCUCCAGAGAGGUUUUUGCCUCUUAAUAUCAGGAAUUCUCCCUUCACAAGAGGCCGCAGGGAAGAUUAUGCUGGUGGACAAAGUCACAGAAGUCGAAAUUUAGGUGGCAACUAUCCAGAAAAGCUUUCAACAAGAGACAGUCACAAUCAGAAGGACAACACAAAGUCAAAAGAGAAAGAGAGUGAAAAUGCUCCGGGAGAUGGUAAAGGAAACAAACAUAAGAAACAUAGGAAAAGAAGAAAGGGGGAGGAAAGUGAAGGCUUUCUUAACCCUGAGUUAUUAGAAACUUCUAGAAAAUCGAGAGAACCUACAAGUGGUGAAGAAAAUAAAACAGACUCAUUGUUUGUUCUCCCAAGUCGAGAUGAUGCUACACCUGUUAGAGAUGAACCAAUGGAUGCCGAAUCUAUCACUUUUAAAUCGGUGUCUGAAAAAGACAAGAGGGAGAAAGACAAACCAAAAGCAAAAGGUGAUAAGACCAAACGAAAAAAUGAUGCUUCCACUGUGUCAAAAAAGGAAAACGUUGCAAAACCUGCUAAGGGACCUCAAGAAAAACUAGAUGGAGAGCGUGAAAAAUCUCCUCGAUCUGAACCUCCACUUAAAAAAGCCAAAGAGGAGACUCCAAAGACUGACAAUGCUAAAUCAUCAUCUUCCUCCCAAAAAGAUGAAAAGAUCACUGGUACCCCCAGGAAAGCUCACUCUAAGUCAGCAAAAGAACACCAAGAGACAAAACCAGUCAAAGAGGAAAAAGUAAAGAAGGAUUACUCCAAAGAUGUCAAAUCAGAAAAGCUCACUAAUAAGGAAGAAAAGGCCAAGAAGCCUAGUGAAAAAAGUAAGCCACCUGACAGCAAGGGAGAAAAAAGAAAAAGAAAAACUGAAGAAAAGGGUGCAGAUAAAGAUUUUGAAUCCUCUUCAACGAAAAUCUCUAAACUAGAAGUAACGGAAAUAGUGAAACCAUCACCAAAGCGUAAAAUGGAACCUGAUAUUGAAAAGAUGGAUAGGACCCCUGAGAAAGACAAAAUUUCAUCAUCAACUGCCCCAGCCAAAAAAAUCAAGCUCAACAGAGAAACUGGUAAGAAAAUUGGAAGUACAGAAAAUGUAUCUAAUACAAAAGAACCCUCUGAAAAACUGGAGUCAACAUCUAGCAAAGUUAAACAAGAAAAAGUCAAAGGAAAGGUCAGACGAAAAGUAGCUGGAGCCGAGGGAUCCAGCUCAACGCUUGUGGAUUAUACCAGUACAAGCUCAACUGGAGGCAGUCCUGUGCGGAAAUCUGAAGAGAAAACAGAUACAAAACGAACUGUCAUUAAAACUAUGGAAGAAUAUAAUAAUGACAAUACAGCUCCUGCUGAAGAUGUUAUUAUUAUGAUUCAGGUUCCUCAGUCCAAAUGGGAUAAAGAUGACUUUGAAUCUGAAGAAGAAGAUGUUAAGACCACCCAGCCUGUGUCAAGUGUAGGAAAACCUGCCAGUGUUAUUAAAAAUGUCAGCACUAAACCGUUAAAUACAGUCAAGUAUACUGAAAAAGAGAGUGAGUCAUCAGAGAAAAUUCAGAAACUCACCAAGGAAGUGAGCCAUGAACUUAUACAGCAUGAGAUCAAAAGUUCAAAAAACUCUGCAUCCAGUGAAAAGGGGAAGACCAAAGAUCGAGAUCAUUCAGUGUUGGAGAAGGAAAACCCUGAGAAGAGGAAGAACAGCGCUCAGCCAGAGAAAGAUAGUAAUGUGGACCGUCUGAAUGAACAAGGAAAUUUUAAAAGUCUGUCUCAAUCUUCCAAAGAGACAAGAACUUCAGAUAAGCAUGAUUCCGUUCGAGGUUCUUCAACUAAAGACUUUACCCCCAACAGAGACAAAAAAACCGACUAUGACAACAGAGAAUACUCAAGUUCCAAACGUAGAGAGGAAAGAAACGAAUUAACAAGAAGGAAAGACUCUCCUUCUCGAAGUAAAGAUUCUGCAUCUGGACAGAAAACUAAGCCAAGGGAGGAGAGAGAUUUGCCCAAAAAAGGAACAGGAGAUUCCAAAAAGAGCAAUUCCAGUCCUUCAAGAGAGAAAAAACCUCAUGAUCACAAAGCCACUUACGAUACAAAACGCCCAAGUGAAGAGACAAAACCUGUAGAUAAAAAUCCUUGUAAAGACCGUGAGAAGCACACAUUAGAAGCAAGGAACAAUAAAGAGUCAAGUGGCAAUAAAUUGCCGUAUGUGCUUAACCCACCAGACCCACAGACGGAAAAAGAGCAAGUUCCUGGGCAGACUGACAAGAAUGCGGUGAAGCCGAAACCGCAGUUAAGUCACUCCUCCCGACUUUCCUCCGACUUAACUAGAGAGACUGAUGAAGCUGCUUUUGAACCAGACUAUAAUGAAAGUGACAGUGAAAGCAAUGUGUCUGUGAAAGAGGAGGAAACUUCAGGAAAAGUUUCUAAGGAAGUGAAAGAGAAAAUCGUGGAGAAAGCAAAAGACAGCCUGGACCCGGCAGCAGGCGGCCAGAUAGGCACAGCCAGGAGCCAGAGCCAAAGCAGCCCUAGUGUUAGUCCAAGUCGAAGUCAUAGCCCUUCUGGAAGCCAGACCCGAAGCCACAGCAGUAGUGCCAGCUCUGCAGAGAGUCAGGACAGCAAGAAGAAGAAGAAGAAAAAGGAAAAGAAAAAGCACAAGAAGCACAAAAAACACAAGAAGCAUAAGAAGCAUGCGGGCACUGAAGCAGAAUUGGAAAAAAGCCAAAAACACAAACACAAGAAAAAGAAGUCAAAGAAGAGCAAAGAUAAAGAAAAGGAGAAGGAGAAGGAUGACCAAAAAGUGAAAUCUGUCCCUGUAUAAAAGGACAGAUUUUAAAAAUUGACUUAAUUACUAAGUCAUCUGUAUUAAAUUUUGUUAUAAUGUAAAGAGAUUCAAGCCUUGUAAAUAAUGAUAUGGAAGACCCUGUGCUGCACUUAAAAUAUUGCUGCUUGAUUAUUUGAUUUUUACAUCAGAGCUUUAUAACACGAACUUUUGUACAGAAUUGUGAGUUGUGACCAUGUAACAUGAGAGGUUUUGCUAGGGCCUAUUAUUUUUAACCACCAUUAAUUAGUUGGGGUGGAGUUUACUGUACUGUGAAAUUUUCACAUUUGAAUUUUUUUAAUUGCCUGGCAAAAGCUGGUAUCAGUUCUAAAAUAUCAGCAGAAUGAUUUGCUGAAUUCAUUACAACCCCGUUAUGUCACUUUUUGAUUACAAUAAAAGUUUUCAGUAAACUUUUCAAA